Messenger RNA from Carica papaya (papaya), 2121 nucleotides. Lineage: Eukaryota; Viridiplantae; Streptophyta; Magnoliopsida; Brassicales; Caricaceae. The record is from RefSeq and is a predicted model, not a curated record.
AUGACUUCUUCUAACCCAGCACCCCGCUCCUCAAGUGUGUGCUCAAAGCGAGGCAAGACCACUGAUUCUUCUAAAGAAGAACGCAAAGGAAAGAAGAUAUCUAAGUGGUUCACCUCGUAUAUUUCCAGGAAUUCCAGUCAGUUACUUCAUCAUGGCCCUCCAAAUAAUGAGGAUGCGAAGUCGGAAAGUAAGACACUUGAGGAAGAGGAAUCUACGAGAAUUAAACAGUUUUCAGCAGAUAAUGCAUGCAGUAGCAAAGUCCCAAAAGGUUUAAAGAGCUUUUCACAUGAAUUAGGACCAAGGGGAGGCAUUCAAUCUGCCUAUCCACGGGCCCAUAGUUACACUGAUUUGAAGGAGCUCUUAGGUUCAUUGCAUUCGAGAUUUGAUGCUGCUAAAGAAAUAGUGAAUGUAGAGCUGGCUGGUUUUGCUGGGGAUGUUGUGGAUGUUAUCGAGAAAACUGAUUCUUCAUAUUCAGAAGAGCAGAAAAUGGUGGAGGAUCUACUAGUUAUUGCUCAAAACUGUAUAGAGAUGACCUGUUCUCAGUUUCGUGCUAAAUGUGAAAGUAUUGUCCAAGAUUUAACUGGGAAAAGACAACAAUGUCAGACAGGAAUGGUGAAGUGGCUGUUCACACGAAUGCUCUUUAUAUUGACACGUUGCACUAGGCUAUUGAUGUUUCAAAAGGAAAGCGAACCAAUUGAUGAGAAAUCACUUCAUAAAUUUAAGAAAUGUUUAGACAGCAUUCCUGCUGUUGAAAUGAAUUGGGUGCCUACCUCCAGGUCUGCUGAUUCUGGUUCCAGUUAUCCUCUAUAUCAGAGACUUGAUGCUCAAUCAAAAUUGCAAGAGCAAACCCAUGUGUCUUCUCUUCCUGAGACAGUUUGGUGCAGUUCUACCGAGGCUGUUGAUCAGAAUGACCAACCUUCCAGAGAGGGUUCUAUGUUACCGGAUGAAAAGUCACCAACACGGAAAUCUCAGUUUGAUUUUAUUUCAGAAGAGCAGCGGUUUCAUCUAGGUGGAGGCAGUUACGAGGGGAAGUUAUUGAAUGAUUCUGGUUGUAGUUCACCGAAAGAGCAGCAACAACGUCUAGUUGGAUUAUUUAAUGAGCCGGAGCAUAAUCUAGAUGUAUCUGAUUUAGUAAUCUGUAGGAUAUGCGAGGAAGGUGUUCCUAUUGCUCAUCUGGAGUCCCAUUCUUAUAUAUGCGCAUAUGCAGAUAAGUGUGAACUAAAUUGUGUAGAUGUAAAUGAACAACUCUCAAAACUUGAGGAAUUACUGGAACAGAUUAUUGAGUCCAGAAACUUAAGCACUUAUCCUCCCAUUGGAAGCCCUGAAUUUUCAAGGAUACAAAGUACGAACUCUGCUAUGACACCGGAUGGUUAUUCUCCCAAGAUAAAUGAGUGGCGAAAUAAAGGUGUUGAAGGAAUGUUUGAAGAUAUACAUGAGAUGGACACUGCUUGUAUUGAUGAUUCUCAUCUAAACCCUAUUAACUUCAAGAGCCAUUUGGGUUCAAAGCUCUGUGGCUAUGGUGCAUCAUCAUCAACAGGGAGCAUGACAUCAGUAUCCUCAACGAAUACGCCUAGGACAAGUCAUUUUGACUCCUUUUGGUUGGAGCGCAACAAUCCAUCUGAGCAAGAGGAUGUGCAACAGAUGAUAGACCUUGCAGACAUAGCCCGCUGUGUGGCAGGCACAGAUCUUUCCACAGAAGGAUCUUGUGACUAUUUGUUAGCCUGCAUGCAAGACUUACAAGAUGUUCUAAAGCAGAGCAAAAUGAAAGCGCUUGUCAUAGACACUUUUGGAAGCAGAAUCGAGAAACUCCUGCGGGAAAAGUAUAUUCUUGCUUGUGAAGUAAUGGAUGGUAAAAGUCAUAUGAGUCAUAGCAAACAUAAUGAGAACUCUGGAAUGUUCCUGGAUAGUGCAUCCCAGAGUAGUGUAUCAACUCCUCCACACUUGUUGCACAAAGACCGGACAAGCAUUGAUGACUUUGAGAUCAUCAAACCAAUAAGCAGAGGUGCCUUUGGUAAAGUUUUCCUUGCGCGCAAAAGAACAACGGGAGAUUUAUUUGCAAUAAAGGCAUUCUUGGAACAUGCACUUUUACAGACCUCUCAAAUUCCGGGUACCUGUUGUUGA